UGUUUGAUGUAUGAAUCACAACUGUCAAUACCAUCAUGGCGGCAUUGACUCGCGCUGUGGUCUCAGCCCAGUGGCUAGCGGACGCAAUCAGAAACGGCCUCGUGGGUUCCAAGAUUCGGGUUCUGGACUCUUCAUGGUAUCUUCCGAUAACCAAACGGGACCCAAAAGCUGAGUUUGCGGAGAAGCAUAUUCCGGGUUCCUUGUUCUUCGACAUAGACGAGUGUAGUGACCAGAGUUCACCAUAUGGUCACAUGUUGCCCCAAAGCAGCCACUUUUCACGGUAUGUGGGCAACCUGGGCAUCGCCAACGAUACGCAUGUGGUCGUGUACGACACGAAUGACUUCGGCUCGUACAGCGCCCCCCGCGUCUGGUGGAUGUUCCGACUGUUCGGCCACAGUUCGGUGUCGUUGCUGGACGGGGGCAUGAAGAACUGGUUGGCCGAAGGACGCCCGGUGACGUCGGAACUAGUGAAACCGGAGCGUAGAGACUACCAGGCAAAUCCGAACCUUGCUUGGGUGAAGAGCUAUGAGGACAUUCUGGAUAACAUCAGCACCAAGAAGAUUCAGGUGGUGGACGCCAGGUCUGCGGGGAGAUACAGGGGGAUCGAACCCGAGCCCAGAAAAGACACGUUACCAGGCCAUUUUCCCGGCGCAAUCAACAUGCCAUUCACUUCCUUCCUGGAUGCCUCCGGAAAGUAUCUGUGCAAUGAGGACCUGUCCAGACUGUUCAAGGAAGCUGGGGUGAAAUUGGACCAGCCGCUGUGGGCCACCUGCGGGUCUGGCGUCACGGCAUGUCUCGUCGUUUUGGCUGCUCACCUGCUCGGGCACCCCGGUGUGUGCGUUUACGACGGUUCGUGGGCUGAGUGGUUUAAAAGAGCAUCUCCUGAGAAUGUCAUCUCAGAGGGAGAGGGAAAGAAGGUGUGAGGCAUCAGGAGGAAGCCAGUAAUAACUGAAAAAUAAAUAUGUCCCGAAUGAAUUCAUCUAUUGUAGUGUUGCACCGAUACCAUUUCUUGGUUCCCGAUGCCCAUUCUGACAAUUAGCUGUGUGGUAUCGGCUGAUACUGUAGCAAUACCGUUUUUUAAAAAAGGUAUAUUUUAUUUUUUAAAUACUAAAUUACUGCAUUCUGACUCGACUGUAAAGUAAUUGAUAUCACGGCUUAACUCAUUGUCUGCCAUUGAUUGCAGUAGACCAGUGUUUUUCAACCUUUUGUGAGUCACUGGCACGGCACGUUUUUACAUUCGAAAAAAUCUCGCGGCACACCACAUACCAAAAAUGCUCCAAAAUUACUUUCAGUACAGUAAUUUUCAUUAUAAAAUCAUUUUUAUACUUACUCAGUGUGAAACUUGAGCCUGUUUAGAUGAACACAAUGCCGAUAUCCUGGCAGGAAUCUUCUUCAACAGCUCUCAGUCGCUCUCUGUUUUUAUUUUUAUAUAGCAGUUAGGCUUGAAAAGCUCAGAAUGAUCAGACAGGGGUACUUUAGCAAUGUCUUUAACCGCAUAGGGGCCAAACAUCUAGGUGACAAUGGCUUUGCAGGCUGGUAGUAUUAAUGUCUCUGCUAUCGUGUGGGACUUUUUGGAUUUAGCAACAAGUUCAUCAACAAGGUACCGUAACUGAGGUCUUUCUCAUUGACCUUUGAAGUUUUUCUCAAAAAAGGUGCCUGUUUCUAUGUGUUUUCACGAAGGCUACUCCAUCGAGUUGUUCUGAAACGACGGGUGUUUCUAUGGAGAUGUUUAAGCUUGCUUGGCACCAUGGCACUGUUUGAUAGUUGCUCGGGUUUGUAGCCAUCAGCCACUUUGCUGUCCUCGACAAUAUGUUGGAAUAAAACAUGGGUGUGGAGGUGUGACAGUCGCCACAUACGGAUGAAAUGGGAAGGACACUUUCGUGUAUUUUGACACUUGAGGAGACUAAUCAAAUGAUGUACAAUAGACGUGCUGGGGUCCACAUUGUCGCGGACAGAAAGGUGGCUGAUGGCUAGAAAUCCGAGCAGUUCUUGAACGUGACACGAGCAAUACCUCACUCAUCUGCACACGACCGCAAUCUUCUACGUACUCCUUCCUUUCUACUGCAACUCCACCCAAUGAUGUUUGAAAAAAAAAAAAAAGCGCUAUUAGAUAAUUUCUCGCGGCACACCUGACAACCUCUCGGCACACCGGUUGAAAAACACUGCACGAGACAUCCAAUCCAUUUUAAGUGGGCGGGUGGCAGUGAGUGUACGAACGGUCACUCGCUGCCACCCUCCCAUUUCAAAUGAAUUGGACAUGUACUAAUGAUAAACUCAUUGAAAUUCACAGCAGAAGGUUGAUUGGACACCACACAAAUGGACAUCUAUCAUCUUGGGAAGCAUGGUGCAAAUCUGACGGCCACCUAGGGUAGGGCAACAAGCAGCUGGAAACUAGAUCUUGAUAUGUAUUUUACAGCAUUGGCAGACUAUUUCUUAGUGCUCCCCUAUACAGUUGACGUCAUUUUGGUACCGUAUCAGUAUUGGUGCAACACUAAUUAAUCUAUUAGUAACUGAUCUGCACAUUUAAAUUGUGUUAGAGCUUUGUUGCAGUGUCCAAUCAGGUCAGUGUUUACUCAAGUAUAGUUAAUGAUUGAACGUUACAAACGCCUGCUGAUAUAUGUCAGGACUCAUGACCCACCGAUCUUUUUCAGGCAGUUCAAGUUAAGUGACAAUCUUUCAUACCGACUUUACCGGUGGUUCAAAAACUAAGUGCACUUAUUGAUCAUAGGAAUGGUACUUAUCUAAACAUUUCAGUUUUAUCAUAUAAUUCCAUUUAAACCUUGUAAUGCUCAUGGGUCUUUUGUCAUUUUUCCACCAAUUCCAUUUAAACCUUGAAAUGUUCAUGAGUCUUUCUCAUUUUUCCCCCAGAAAAAAAAAAUAUUGAGCUUGUCUUUACAGGAGCCGAAAGUGAAAAAUAUUGGAGAAGCAGAAAUGCAUUUAUUAUUACAGUUUAUUUUAUUAAACAUGAUUUGAUGAUCCUCUUUCUACCGUCAUGUCUAAGAACUGUGCAAAAUGAGCAGUGUCAUUCCUAUAUAUAU
Messenger RNA from Corythoichthys intestinalis (scribbled pipefish), 3038 nucleotides. RefSeq names its product 3-mercaptopyruvate sulfurtransferase-like. The record is from RefSeq and is a predicted model, not a curated record. Bases 36 to 923 code for a protein of 295 amino acids. Lineage: Eukaryota; Metazoa; Chordata; Actinopteri; Syngnathiformes; Syngnathidae. Gene Ontology annotation, cellular component: mitochondrion. Gene Ontology annotation, molecular function: thiosulfate-cyanide sulfurtransferase activity. The transcript is spliced from 2 exons.